Messenger RNA from Condylostylus longicornis, 1463 nucleotides. RefSeq lists its product as uncharacterized. Lineage: Eukaryota; Metazoa; Arthropoda; Insecta; Diptera; Dolichopodidae. The record is from RefSeq and is a predicted model, not a curated record. The transcript is spliced from 6 exons. The coding region runs from base 153 to 1448 and encodes 431 amino acids.
CCAAAACUGAAUUCAAGUGACAAUAAGCCUUUUCAUUAUCAAUCAGUUUGUUAUGGCCAGCGUAACUGAAUGUAAACGGAUGUGUUUGCAAUCUUUGUAAGAAAAAGUAAGUUUUGUACAAUAAAAAAAUAAGUGUUUAAAGUUUUCAUAUAAUGACUGAGUAUUAUAUAGGAACCGCCGAAACAAAUGAGGAUAGUUUUGAGUCCAGUGUUUAUUCAAGCGAAUCGAAUAUAAACCAGGAUUCUGAAAGUUUAUACUUGAUCUUAAAAGACCAAAAUAUAUUGGAAAACUAUUUAAAUUGCACUGAAGGUCGCGUAAUAACCAAUUUUUUUAACAAAUAUAACAACCUAAGAGGACUUCAAUCAUCAUUGGCAAACCUUAUAAUAGAGAAGGAAUUAGAUCAGGAAAAAAUCUCUGAUUUAAAAAUAACAAGCGAUCGGUUGCUUUAUUUAGCAAAAAGUAUUGAGGAAUAUUUCUCAAGUGAAAAAAGUGAUGAUUAUUAUGUACCUUAUAAUAAUGAAAGGAAAUCUUUGGCAACUGGAAAACUUUGGACAGCAUAUAACAAAUUCAAACUAAAAGUUCGUAAAUCUGUCACAAUUUCAUCUAGAAACGCAACUUCAGUUAUAACUUCUAAAACAGAUGCCGAAAAAAUUAAUUUUUUGAAGUGUAAUUUAUCCCCUUGGGAGACCGUUGUUAGCUUCUGGAUAGAUACUGCUAAAGAGAGAAUACAGACAUUGAAUUCAUCGACAAAUAAUAACGUUCUAAAAUAUUUUGAAGAAUACCCCCCUUUAAAGUCACCAAAAGGGAUCUUACUUUUAGAAAAAGAUUUUGAACAUUUAUAUAAGGAUAAUUAUGAGAAUUUUUUUUCUGCUUGGAAUAAUAUAAACGAAAAGUUAAUAAAAAUAAGUGAAAACAAAGUAGAAAAAAACCCGGAAUAUAAAGUAAUUUUGAACCAAGGUAAAGGAGAAUUAACAGGACUUUUUUUGUUACCAUAUUUACUGCAUAACAAUUUUGGAAAAAAAAGAAAUGCAGCGGGUGAAACUUUAAGAUUAUCAAAAACUGAAAAAGCUGAAUCAUUUAUUUUACAAGUUUUUGAUGCUAUAAAUUUGAAUGUAGAAAGAGAGCAGAUAAGAAAUCGUUUGAGACAUAAAGAUAGUCUUCAACCAUACGUUAUUUUCGUUGGUAAAAAUAAUACCCAAGCAUAUGUAGACAUUGAUGGAAAUUUAUAUAACGUUGAUAGUCCUUUAAAAGCGAUUGAUUUGUGCUUCAAAGUAUUUCACGCAACCAACAUAGCUUACCCAGCCGACGCUGAAGUUAUUUGGACUUUUAUUCAAAAAGCGAUAUAUAAAAUUAAUACGAAAUCCGAUAAGUUCUUCAUUUCAGUGAAUAAAUUAAUGAUGGUUCUUUGGAUAGCAAUAAUAUUGAGAAUAAAAGAUUUAAAAUUUUGAAUGAACAUAGUCUUC